Messenger RNA from Entamoeba invadens IP1, 1458 nucleotides. RefSeq lists its product as hypothetical. Gene Ontology annotation, molecular function: phosphoric diester hydrolase activity. The record is from RefSeq and is a predicted model, not a curated record. The transcript has a single exon. Lineage: Eukaryota; Evosea; Mastigamoebida; Endamoebidae. Bases 1 to 1458 code for a protein of 485 amino acids. Gene Ontology annotation, biological process: glycerophospholipid catabolic process.
AUGUCAAAUUGGAACCAUCAACUGCGCGACGGCUGGGAACUUCGUCUGUACUUUGGUGAGAAAGUCUCGACUGGAUUUUCUCGUCUUUCGUUGUCUGGCAAUGUUGCAAUAGAAGUGAAGACAAAAGGGCAAUUGCAUCACGAGGGCAACCGGGUUCAAAUCAGAGUUUUGGAUCGAAAAGAUCUCGACGUCGAGUUAACAGUGAAGCAAGACAAUGUUGUCCAAGGGCACAUUUUCUUCUUAGCCGAAGAGUUUGUUGAUAAUGGCAACUUGAUGAGACCAAUAGUGAAAGAUGAUGUUAUUAUUGGUAAACUAGAGGUGGGCUAUUUGAUAUAUGACUCUUUCAAACAUGAAGAUGACACACCACUUGACAUCAAUUUACAUAAUGUCAUUAUUGGCCACAGAGGAUUUGGUGCGACAAAUAGAAAUAUAAUGAAGAACUCGGCUGUUGUGGAGAACACGUUAGACUCAUUCUUGUGCGCUGAGGUACAAAAGACUGAUUUUGUCGAAUUUGAUGUGCAACUCACGUUGGACAAUGUACCAGUUAUCUACCACGACUUGUGGAUGCAAAUCAAGACCACUGAUUUCCUUGGAAACCCUCAAGUACUUCGAGUACCUAUUAAUAAAUUGAGGUACGACCAAAUUAAGAAGUUGAAACCAAUUGUGCUCGACCACAUUUAUUACGAAAAACGUGCAAAACAACUCAAAGAAGAGGUCUCAAUUAAAGUUAUGAAGCAAAGGAGUUUUGAUGAAUUUGACAUGGAGACACGAAGAAAAUAUGAAGACGAAAUUGAAAAGGCUGUUGCCCAGUUACUUGCUGAAGAGAAGAAAACAACCAUCUACGAAUAUAAAACACUGGACAAGGAUGACAGCAUCGAAAUGAGUAAACAACACACAGUUGGAACACCUCAUUCUGUCAUUCCAAGGUUCUCCGAUUUGCUUACUAAGAUUCCAGACCACGUUGGUUUUGAUAUUGAAAUCAAAUACAUUAACUGCGAUUUAGAAGGGAAGAUGUUGGGGUAUAUGGAGAGAAAUGAAUACAUCAACCGCAUUCUCGAAGUCGUUUUCAAAUACGGAAAGAACAGAAAAAUGUUCUUCUCUUCAUUUGAUGCUGACGUCAUCACUCUUUUAAGAAAGAAACAACAGAAGUACCCGGUGUUAUUACUAACUACUGGAACCAUCGAAAAAUACGUCACAGACUCUCGAAGACAUUCACUGGUCAAUGCAAUUAAUUUUGCAGAGAGACAAAAGCUUACUGGCGUCGUCUCAGACUCUAUCGCUGUGAUGAAAGAACCACACCUUGUCGAUUUGGCUCAUCAAAAAGGUCUCAUACUUCUCACUUAUGGUGCUGAAAACGAUGUAAUGGACGCGUCAAAGAAGGAGUACGAGUAUGGGGUCGACUCCCUCUGCACAAAUAGAGUCGUCGAAAUCGGACUGAAGAUCACAAACAAGAAGUAA